AUGGAGUUCACCCAUAGCGGUGUCCAUCCGUUUGCGAUUGCGUCCUUGGCAGUGGAGGCGAUCUUCGCACUCAAAGUCUUAUGCCUGGCUUGUUCUUAUGGGCAGCUCAUCAAGCAGAAAGUUCGAAAUGCUGCAGCAGCAUUGGGCAGAUUCGCAUCUCAGCCGUACAUAUCCAGACGGAGCGCCGAGGAGAAGAUCAGAUUUGAGGAAGUGCUCCAGUUGCGAGUUCAGAUGAUUCCCUUCUACAUGGUGUGUUGUGUUGUGAUGUCACAUCUCGGUCUCAUGACCGGUCUCUUCCAUGUAGCUUGGGAUGGGUGGAUGCAGCCUGGAGGUUACUGGACAUCCUUAGCGCUUUGCGUGGUAAACAUGACCUAUUUGUUCAACCCACGAGUUGUAUCUAAACCCACCAUGAACUUGUGGUAUGUUUUGCACAUGACAUUCGGUGCUUUGUAUCUGGCGCCUUGGUCAAUAGCGCCCGCGCAGACAUUCAAUGCGUCCUUGGCGGUGCUUGCGCUCAUACGGCUGCCUGCGAUACUGCUUGCUUCUACACCUCUUUUGGUUGUUGGAUGCAAUUUGGGAGUUAGCGCUUUGCUCGUUGUACGAACAAUGUCUGAAACUUGGGCUCCGCCGGCCUGCAAUAUUUUGCAACCAGCACUUACACUGCUGUGCGGCGAAGUGCUCGGCCUUGCUUUGACUACUAGUUCGGCCUUCCUUUUGAAUGGGCUUCUGCACCACAAGGUUAAGCGUGACACCAGGCACAAGAACACCACAACCCAGUUGGUGGCAGCAUCUUCGUUGCUCAGCAUCACAUGUGAUGCAGUCGUUGAACUUGAUGCCGACCUCCGGAUUACAAAAGACUCUCCUCAGUUGACCACCAUGUUGCUCCGAGACAGGGCUGGUGCCACAGUGAAAGGCAUGAUGUUUACGGAUCUGAUGCCGACAGAGGAUGAAGCGGAACGAGCCUAUGAGAUACUCUCUGGUAGGAGCUGCACAGAGACGGCUGCUGGCCGGGAAGAAGGUAUCUAUGCGAAUGCCUUUCACACCCGCCUUGUUGACAGCUGCUCCAGCAAGUUCCGAACAGAAGUCUUCCAGGUGGCUUACAGCCAAGUGGAUGGCCAAGUUCAUCAUCUCAUAGGUCUGCGUGACUUCACAGAUCAAACAGCCUUGGCUGGCGAGAAGGCCGUGGAUGCCAAGGAGGGCUGUGUUUCGAGUACGAUCGACGAAUUCCCGUGGGAACCCGCUCAGGACCGAAGCCAUGGCAGGGAGCGAUCUGAGUCUGAGGAGAUGUCUGUAGAUGACACGGUCUUCUUGUACGUCGACAUGCAACGUUGGCGUGUGACGGCUGCGUCGCUGACGGUGGCGUACAUGUCUGGCAAGGACUUGGGGGAGCUCUUCUCCGAAAACGGGCUCAAGUUAUUACAGCACAUUUGGGAGGAGGCGACGGGAGAGCAAGAAGAUUUGAUGUACCCGCUCCAUCAGCUGAAAGUUCAUUGCGGUGAUGGUCAGUACGCCAAGAUCUCUGGCCGAGUGGAGGUCGCCAAAGCACAAACGGGGGAGAUUUGCCUGUUGCUGUAUUUCAAGCCCACACGUCACAUCCUCCGGAGCUAUUGCCCGCCGAGUCCAGCAGACGCAGCUUCAGCUUCAAUGAGUGUGGUGAGUGUAUCGGAGGAUGCACCCGUCGUGCACCAUUCCUUGUAA
Symbiodinium sp. CCMP2592 is the source of this 1698-nucleotide messenger RNA. NCBI's taxonomy places the organism in Eukaryota, Dinophyceae, Suessiales, Symbiodiniaceae. The record is from the annotation of a GenBank genome assembly.